Messenger RNA from Drosophila innubila, 1776 nucleotides. RefSeq lists its product as uncharacterized. Gene Ontology annotation, molecular function: transmembrane receptor protein tyrosine kinase activator activity; protein binding. The transcript has 4 exons. Lineage: Eukaryota; Metazoa; Arthropoda; Insecta; Diptera; Drosophilidae. Gene Ontology annotation, biological process: positive regulation of MAPK cascade. Gene Ontology annotation, cellular component: terminal bouton. Bases 1 to 1698 code for a protein of 565 amino acids. The record is from RefSeq and is a predicted model, not a curated record.
AUGUUCUUUUCGCUCGCUCAGACUUUGGUCUGCGUUCUGCUUAUCAAUGGCGGACUUUACGCUUUACACUUGAGCGGCAACGGCAACGGCGGCGAGAAGCAGACGACUAACGCUGGUGCCGCUGCUAGUGCCGCCUGGCAGCAGCAGCAGCAGCAACAACAGCAGCAGCAACAGUUGCAACUGCAGCAACAGCAGCAGCAACAUCAGCAUGCAGGCGGCGGACUAGCGCCACCUGGCGGCGGUGCAUUGAAUCAUAAUAAUCAUGCACAUCGUGCGGCUGCAGCGGCUGCUUUUGAGGCAACCACAGGACGCUUGAAUAAGGAAAUUGCGGAUAUGGCGCAAUUGGAACGGGAGCGUUUAAUGUUGCUCGGUUUGGCCAAACAAACCGCCGAGAGUCCUGUGGCGCCAUCUGGCCAUCAUGGUCGUCCUAUCAUAGCGGGACGCAUACAAAUGCAACCCAGCGAGGAUCUGGAUGUUGGCGAUUAUCCGGCGCUGUUGCAACAGGCGGCACGUGGCUUCAUGUUUGGCAGCGUGCAGAAACAACCGCCGCCGCCGCCAAUGGCCGCCGAUGCGGAGGACUACGAGCAACUGCGUCAAUUUGGCCGUCGCCCGGUCAAAUACGAUUAUGGGCGUGUCGUGCAGCCGACGGAACGGGAACUGGAAGCCGAAGCUGAAGCUGAGGCAUUGUAUGAUCACAAUUUUGGUGACUUUGAUGACUUUUCCGAAUUGGAGGCGACUCCCGAGGAGUCGCAUAUGGGCGAGGAUGAAUUGCUACGUGAACUCGAUGCCUAUCAGUAUCACGGGUUGGAGGAGGAGCUGCCCGAGAAUCCCUAUCGCACUUUGGAGCAACUGGAACAGCUGCAACACACAGCUCCGGAUAACUUGCAACAGUUGUUUGAGCCGCAACAACAUGAUGCAACUGUGAAAUCGAACUCCAAUUUAAAUUCGAAGUCCCAUGGCAACUACAACAUUCGCGUGCAACAGAAAUGGGCCAGAAAACGCUCUCAAAAUCAAAAGCCACAAGUCAACUUGCAACGCAACAUUUUUGGCCAACACUUUAAGCAGCAACGUGGCAAACUCGCUUUGGCCAAUUCAGAGGCAACGGCCAGCAAACAUUUGAAAGCGUCAACCCGUUCUGGCAGCUCCAAUUCACAGAAACAGACACAAGAGGCAGCUUCAUCGUCAUCAUCUGCAGCUGCAUCAUCAGCUGAUGUUGCACAGCAGCAGCAGAAACAGCAAGCAACAACACAACAACAAUCGCAAUCUCAACAGGAGCUGAAUAAAAAGGAAUCGGAUCAACAGUUGAUGCAUCCAAAUCAUAAGCGUUCCGGCAGCGCUGGUGGUGCAACUAUUGGUGGUGCAACUGCUGGUGGCUCACUCGGUGGCUAUGCAUCGCCGCAAGUGUCGCACAGCGUUGCCAGCCAGCUUAUGUUGCGCACGCCGCGCGGACAGCGGCAAUACGAUGUGCCACAAAUCGAAUGUCCCACCGCAAUGGAUGGCAUGGAGCGUUUUGCCUGUCCCACACCGGAUCUGCAGGGACGAUAUCGUUGCAUAGACGAUCAUGUGCUAUGCGAUGGCUUCAUCGACUGCCCCGAGGGUGAGGAUGAGGACAGAAGAUCCUGCAUGUUCUACAAGACGACGAAAGCUCAUUUGGAUGUGUUAGCGGAUGCGUUAUUACGAUGGGCGCGGGGGCGUUAAGCCCAUAAAAACCCCAACAAAAACACAGACACAGAUACACACACACACUCACACUCACAUACACCUAAAUACAUAAAC